Brassica oleracea var. oleracea is the source of this 2669-nucleotide messenger RNA. RefSeq lists its product as uncharacterized. The transcript has 7 exons. The record is from RefSeq and is a predicted model, not a curated record. The coding region runs from base 281 to 2452 and encodes 723 amino acids. NCBI's taxonomy places the organism in Eukaryota, Viridiplantae, Streptophyta, Magnoliopsida, Brassicales, Brassicaceae. Gene Ontology annotation, molecular function: helicase activity.
AGAGAAAAAAAAAAAGAUCUCAAAGAAUUGGAGUAUUUGAAUGAAUUGAGAAAGCUAAACCUAGUUAGAAAUUAUAAAAAAGUUGUACUAUGGUAUUUGAACUUUUAAAAGUAAAAAAGUAUUUGAUUUCUCUUUUCCUUACCGAGGAGGAAAAAAUGAGGAGGAAAAAAUGAAGAUACAAACCACAUAUCUUUUCGACUUCCAACACUCAACCGUUCGAUUCCCUCCUUGCAGUGUUUCUUCAUCUUCUUUUUGGAAUAAAUUGAGAGUUAAAAAAAAAAUGCAGCGACUGUGGGAAGUGAAGGAAAAGAAGGAGAAGAAGGAGAGAAUCAUCAAAGGAAGAGAUCUAGUGGAUGUUGUCUUCUCAUGGUCUGUUCGUGAUGUCCUCAACUCAAAGCUUUACAAAGGAAAGGUUGAUAAGAUCCCUAACACAUUCCAGUCAAGCAAAGAGUAUUUUAAGUCAUUUGUUAAUCCGAUCAUCGAAGAGACACAUGCUGCUUUGUUGUCAAGUAUGGAAACUCUUAGAAGAGCACCAGCUUUCAAAGUUUGGGAAAUCAAGCCAGCCAAAGAUUUUAAACCUCCCAAGAAUCUUUAUUACGAGGUUACUUUGCAGACAGUGUCUGAUAAUACGACCAAGGGAGAUGGGAAACUGUUGGAGUUCAACGAUCUCAUUGCAGUGACUGAUAACAAGCCUUGUAGAAUCGAUGACUUGAGAUGUUCCAAUGAGCCUUACUUGCUUGCUCUUGUUUGUGGAGUGAACGAAGAUAACCCACAUUUGAUUACUAUUUUGGCUUCGAAACCCAUCGUUUUCGAGGAAGGUCACAUGGAAACAAGAAAGAAAGGCAAGGGUGUGAAGAAAAGCCUAAGCCUCUUUUGUGUUUAUUUGACCAACAUGAUGACCAAUAUUCGUAUUUGGACCGCCUUGCAUCCAGAUCCUGAAGGCGGAAACUUAAAGCUUAUAUCUAAAGUACUUAAAAGCCACAAUGAGGUUGGUGGUGAAAGUUGUGUUUCUUGCCAAGAAAACAGUGAGAAUAUUAUGCCAAAUCACAUAGAGAAAAGGCUGCGUUCUUUCAAACUGAAUACAUCUCAGGAGGAAGCGAUUUUGCGUUGUCUAGAAGCCAAAAACUGCCGCCACUCCAACAAUAUCAAACUUAUAUGGGGACCACCAGGGACCGGGAAGACGAAAACAACAAGCGUUCUGCUUUUAAACCUCUUUAAAAUGAGAUGCAGGACACUGACUUGCGCUCCAACUAACAUAGCUGUUCUGGAAGUUGCUUCAAGGGUUGUGAAACUAGUCUCCGAGUCAUUGAGGCUUGGUGGAUACGGUCUUGGAGAUAUUGUCUUGUUUGGCAACAAAGAAAGGAUGAAGAUCGAUGAUCGGGAGGACCUUUUCGAUGUUUUCCUCGAUUACCGAGUUGAUGAGCUCUAUGACUGCUUUCAGGCUUUAACUGGAUGGAGAGCAAAUGUUCAACGCAUGAUCUCUUUGCUCACUGAUCCAAAAGAAGUGUAUCGCCAAUCCUUCAUCGAGAAUGACAAGCGUCGUCCUUCGUUUAAAAAGUUCGUAGAAAAGAGGUUUAGUAAACUGAGGACGGACUUGCGUUCUCAGUUCUCAACUUUGUGUCUGCAUCUACCAACUGCUUCGCUCUCCUUUCAAGUCGCGGAGAAAAUGAAUGCCACUAAUGGUCUACUUAGAGCUAUGAAAGUUUCAGAUGUCGUUAGAGUUUCCGGGAAAGAAGAUACAAGAAAGCAAGAUUGUGUGGAGAUGUUAGGAUCGAUUUGCGAAAGCAUCGAACUUCCUGAUUUCAUAGGGAAGUUCGGACUUCAAAGACUCUGCUUAGAAAACGCGUAUCUGAUGUUCUGCACAGCGUCGAGCUCUGCCAAGUGUGUUAAAAGAUCAGCAACAGCCCUUGAUGAUCUUGCUAAGCUUCAAAGCAAUAAGCUUCUUUCCUUUGAGAAUUCGAUAUGGAAGGUUUUGCUUACCAACGAGUUCUUGAAAUCUCUGGAGACUAUCAUAGACUCUGAAAUUAACAAGAGAGUUAUGAGCGUUUUGGAAAAGAUAUCAAAUGGGAAGUUUCAACAAGACUCAAAGAGUGAGAAUCUGUUUAGACAAGAGGAUAUCGAUGACGGCUUAAGCCUCAUUUGGACAGUAGACAUUAUCAAGAAACAGAAUCACUAUCUCCAAGUUUUAAAGAUCUGGCAUGUUUUGCCAUCUUCUGACGUUUCUUGUGCUGAAAAAUGUCUAGAGAAGCAUUACAAGAGAUACACGAGAGUCAAGAUAGAACGGUGCAGAUACAUAUGCUCUCAAGGGAAUGUUGUUGUACCAAUGAGAUGGCCGGUCAAGUCUUGCUUAAAGAAUGACAUGAUAAGCGAUGUAUCAAGAUCGUUUGCUUUGUUGAGUGUUUUGGAUGAAGCAGAGGAAACGAUGGAAGAUGAAGAAUGUGUGGACGAUUAGAAGAAAGGUUCUACUCCAAAGAUCUUGAGACAGAUUCUUCUUUAAAGUAUUUCCUGAGUAUCAAGCCGACUUUUUCUUUCUUUCCUUUCUUCCUUAAAAAGAAAAACAAAGUGUAGUUUGCUUCUUGUGCGUGGGUGGAUUUAAAGCAAACUUCGUUUCUGUUCUCCAAUAUUAUUGUUCAGAUUUUCUAACUGAGGCAAAUGAGAUUGUCCAAGUC